Messenger RNA from Lytechinus variegatus (green sea urchin), 2177 nucleotides. RefSeq lists its product as uncharacterized. Lineage: Eukaryota; Metazoa; Echinodermata; Echinoidea; Temnopleuroida; Toxopneustidae. Bases 89 to 682 code for a protein of 197 amino acids. The transcript is spliced from 3 exons. The record is from RefSeq and is a predicted model, not a curated record.
UGAGAUCGAAUUCGAAAAUCGUCGCCCGUGUCGUGUCAAGCACAUUUUUCAAUCAUUAUAGACGGAAAUUAUACCAAAAAGGAAAAUAAUGAGGAGAACCGCCAGUGUACUCGUUUUAGUGUUUAAUAUCGAAUUCUUUUCGGUAUUCUUUCUGUCCGCGAUUGAUUUAAGAGUCUAUGGACGUCCGAUGCGAUGGACAAAAAGGGAUCUAUGUCAGGCAAUUCCCAGCCCGGCUGAUUUGGCUGCGGUUCCGCACAACGUGCCCUUAGAAAAUACUACUUUUGCUCCGUUAUUUCUUUAUAAGCAGAAGUUGGAGCUAGUCAACUAUUUUCAUCACAAGACCGUCUUUGUUUCAACCAUCGAGGAAUCAAACGCUCCAGUAGGUAUCUACAUACCCGAAGCUAGACAGGCAGACGCCGCAACUAUCCCGUCGAUCAGUGAAACCAAUAUUGGACGCUUUAAGAGCCCCAGUCCCGAUUUGGAAAUCUACAAAUGCAUCGAUACCGGUAUCCAAAUCGUAUUGAAGUUCGACGAUGAUGGGGUAGAUGACCACGGUGUGACUUUGGAAUGGCACCCGCCCAAUGAGGACUUUGGACCCGUAGAUAUUUACAUCACCAAAAUUAGUUACAAGAAGCUGAAACAUCGCAUUCGACGUCUUGGACAAACGUCCCGUGAUCGAUGAUCUCACACAUCUGUGGAAGUCGACGUCUAAUCAUUACAUCGGUCAGAGUCCAAAUCGUUAAGAGAUAUCAACUGAAAGAAUAUUGGGGGUUUUAUUUACCUAUAUUUUUUCUAUUUUUCUUUUGAAUACUCCCACGAAAUGUAGAUAACCCAUGUUUUCACCUGUUCCUGCCAACUCAAUAUUGCCCCCCCCCCCCACUCUCUCAUUGAUUUUUUUUUGUUAUAUUCAGUGUAAUCUAGAUACUCAACCUUUCGAAUAUUCGACCGAUCUCUUUUUUUUCCACCGCCACUUCUCUUUCUGUCUCAUCUCAUGCAGUUUUCUCUUUAACCCUCUUUAUCAUGAUCUCCCCUCCCUCUCCCCCCCCCCCUCUUGCUAUCUCUCUCUCUCUCUCUCUCUACCUCUCUCACACACACACACACACUCUUUCUUCCUCUCUAUUUCUAAUCCUUUCGUCUUCUCUACUCGUCUUGUGUUAAAUGUAUGCCUUUUUUUUAAUUCUGGCAAUAGAUUCACCACUUACCCUAGAUCUUCGAUUUUCCUUCUUUUUCAAUACAUUUUUCAUUCUCCGUCAAAGUUCAAUUUUAUUCAACAUUUUCUGUCAUAAAUCAUUUGAGUUUGGUUUUCCACUGGCUAAUAAAAACUCAAAUCACCUGUCAUUUGUACAGUUGUAGGAUAUAGGCAGAGAAAAUAAAUGUUAGCCCAAAUCUGAUUUUCACGAUUUUAGUAUCCUAUUAAACCCUUUGAACUGGAUUAAUAAAGUGAGGUGAAAUUGAUGUGACAACGCAAUAGUUUUUAAGAAGUAGGUGAUGGCUGUAAAUAAUAUGGAGUGUCAUAAACUGUCAUUGCAAUUGUAGGCCCACUGUUCGACUUCAAUAUCCAUUAUUACGGUUACAGAGUACUAGACAAAAAACAAAUGCAUCCACUAUCUAGCUCUCAGUGUUUAUGAUCCAUUUGCCUUUUACCAAUGUAAGCCAACAUUUCACAGUCUGAAGUCAGCUUCAUCUCUGCUCGUGAAAAGCUCUUUGCUCGCUCUUUAUCCCCCUACCCCUUUCUCUCUUACACACACGCACACACAUACACACUCCCCCAUGUACGCACACCCACGUUCCUCACACACUCCCUUUUGUAUCAUCACACACAAUCUUACACAGGGAUCCACGUGCAAUCCAACCCUGUACCAGCCUCACGCACACGCCAUCCUUUGCAUACACACACACACACACACCCUCACAUUUUUACUUUUCUCUUUUCUGUCUUUUCCCCCAUCAAUCUCCAUCCUUGCCAUUCCGUUCUUUUACUGUUCGACCUCUUACUCUAUUUCCGAUAGACUAGGGAUGCAUUUGUCGGAAUGCAUUUAUCUAAAUAUCAAUAAAAUGUCAAACUUCAAUAUCAAAAGUCAUUUCGCUAUAGAAUUUGAUGUUUGUCUGUACUUUAUAUGUCACAUUCCAUUGAAGGACGAAUUCCCGUAAUACUUUUUUUUAUUACACAAUCUACC